Eutrema salsugineum is the source of this 381-nucleotide messenger RNA. RefSeq names its product defensin-like protein 242. Bases 63 to 353 code for a protein of 96 amino acids. Gene Ontology annotation, biological process: signal transduction. The transcript is spliced from 2 exons. NCBI's taxonomy places the organism in Eukaryota, Viridiplantae, Streptophyta, Magnoliopsida, Brassicales, Brassicaceae. The record is from RefSeq and is a predicted model, not a curated record.
AUCUAUAACAUACAAUCAUUCCAACAAUAAAAAUUAAAAAAUAAAAUAAAGAGAAACAAAAGAUGAAGGUUGCUGCAAUCUUUUUGGUUUCUUGUGUCAUUUCUCUUCUCCCCGCCCACUUAUCACAAGAAGAACCAAGUGUUGCAACAACACAGGUACCAGUUUACUGUCGUUCGAGACAAGUGUUCAGUGGAUCAUGCACAGACAAGGGGAGUCCACGCACCACUUGUUUGCUUGAUUUCUUGGCUGCCCGAAGUGCAAGUGAGAUGCCUAAGAAUUGCAAUUGCACUCCUCAGCCUAAAAAUAUGCGUCUUUGCGAAUGUCAAGUUGUUUGCGACGAUUGUUGUAUUUAAUGUCUACUUAUAUGAUGAUGUUUACUUA